AAACAGGAGAGAAAUGAGAAAGGCGGAUGUUUGGGUUAUGGGUUGGACUUUUCUGUUUCUUUGCUGCACGGUAUUUCAAAUUUAUUAACAUGGUUCGAUAAAUUCGCCGUUUAUUUUUCAACGUACGCGUUCGUAUAAUUCGUGUAAAUUCUCUCUAAUUAAAUGUAACAAUUCUAGUUUUCCUGAUGUUCAGCAUAUAAAGUACCUCAAAAAUGGGCAAACUACUUUCGAAGAUUUUCGGAAACAAGGAGAUGAGAAUAUUGAUGUUGGGAUUGGACGCUGCUGGGAAAACGACUAUAUUGUAUAAAUUGAAAUUAGGUCAAUCUGUGACAACUAUACCCACCGUUGGAUUUAAUGUAGAAACAGUAACGUAUAAGAAUGUAAAAUUUAAUGUUUGGGAUGUCGGCGGUCAGGAUAAAAUACGACCCCUUUGGAGGCAUUAUUAUACCGGUACUCAGGGAUUAAUAUUCGUCGUAGAUUGUGCAGAUCGAGACAGAAUCGACGAAGCGCGUCAAGAGUUGCAUAAAAUCAUCAAUGACCGAGAAAUGAGAGAUGCUAUUAUUUUAAUAUUCGCAAAUAAACAAGAUUUACCUGAUGCUAUGAAACCGCAUGAAAUUCAAGAAAAAUUAGGUCUGACUCGUAUCAGAGAUAGAAAUUGGUAUGUACAACCAUCAUGUGCGACAAGUGGCGAUGGUCUAUACGAAGGACUUUCAUGGCUGACCUCAAAUCAUAAACUGUGAUCUAGAGCUUCUGUGGAAGGAAAUCUCAUUUCUUGCCAGAUUUUCGGAUACGUAUCGAUUUUCUUUCCACCUUGUUUGUCAGAAGUCAACCGUUUACACCGAUUCGAGUGACAGACGACGAAAUAACAUAUUUAUAAUUUUAUUGUUAUUAAAACAUUGUGAUCAAUAUUAUUAAUGUGUUUUUUUUCCUAUGUUGUAUUUGUAUACUCGAAAAAAAUUUUGUUGUUACUCGUAAAGUGUAUAUUGUAUGUGUAAAUGUUUACGCACUUAUUGUUUAACGUGUUGUUUUACUAUUCUUCGUUGGUUAUUAGUGUACAGAAGAGGAGGUUUAGUAAAGGUGUCGCGUAUUUUUCUUUCCCAUAUCGCAUACGUAUUGGUGUGAGUAUGGUAAAAGGUGGUGAGGUGACAAAAUAUGAAAAAAUACUCUUUUUUUUGAGAUUUUAAUCAUUCGAAAAUAUUCAAUUUCGGUUCAGAAGUAUUCGAAUAUCGGUCAAUUUUUCUCAUUUAUGCAUAUUUUUUUCGACGUAUGCGAUAAUAACUUAAUUUGCAUAAAAAAAGAAAAGAAAAGCAUCAAAUGAACGAACAUAUAAAUGUUACAGGUAUUUGGGAUCAUUAAGAUUGAAUGGUGGUAUCCUAAAGAUAUGAUUUUUUUGUCAAUUAUAAUUUGAAAAUUUCAUUCGCGAAGGAUUGACUUGUUUUUGCAAAAGGAUUUUGAAUUUGUUUACCAUCUCGUUUCUUUCUUUCUUUCGUACCAUUACCAGAAUUUUAUUUUAAGCGUAUGGUAAUAUUGUUAGUAAUUCGUAGGUCUUGGUUUGAAGACUAUUAUUGUGACUAUAUGUACCUUACCUACCAUUUAUUGUGUAUUAUUUAUUUUUUUAUUAAGUCGUUAACACGUAGUGGUAAUGUUGCAAUUAAAAAAGACAUUUUUAAUUAGCAGCGUUUAUCUAUCAGUUGACGAUUAAAUAAAUUUUUCUGGGUUCCUAUGCAUUUUAUUAUUUUCUUUUUUUCUCUCUUAAAUUAAAACAAAAAUUAUAUCUCUUUAAUAAUUUUUACAAUAGAGUAAAAAGACGUAUUGUUACGCACUUCUUUAAGUAUUUUUAUUCUAGUAGGAUAUUAUAAAGGAAAAAUUUCUGAUUAGUUUAUAAGCAUUGUAAGCUUUCAUUUUCAUUAUUCUCAUUAGCUUUUGUGCAUAUCUCUAUAUUUUUGUCGUCUCCAUUAUCUGGUCUCCUCACAAAUGUAAAGUUACUAAUUUUAAGAAAUUUAAACUUUCAUCGGUGACAAGAUAAAACGCCAUGCGAGUUUUUUUUUCUUUUUUUUUGCUUCUUUACGAAGCUGUUUUAACCAUGGUGUCGCUCAGUCGAUGAGAAUUCUUCCAGUAAAAAAAAAAGGAAAAUUAUGCAUUUUAAUAGCUUAAAGUAUUUCAUCAUUUUUUUCUCUUUUUGUUUCUUGUAUAUAGUGUAAUUUUCGUUACAUUUUUUAUUGUUUAUAAAUUUUUAAUCGACUCCUGUUAAAAUAUAGAAUUUCUAUUAUAAUUUAUUACAUUGUAAACAUUAUAUAUUGCAAUGUUUAAUUUAUUAAAAUGUCAUUCCACGAGGUA
Planococcus citri (citrus mealybug) is the source of this 2337-nucleotide messenger RNA. It is a transcript of the gene Arf51F, whose product is annotated as ADP-ribosylation factor 6. Gene Ontology annotation, molecular function: GTP binding; GTPase activity. Lineage: Eukaryota; Metazoa; Arthropoda; Insecta; Hemiptera; Pseudococcidae. Gene Ontology annotation, biological process: intracellular protein transport; vesicle-mediated transport. The record is from RefSeq and is a predicted model, not a curated record. The coding region runs from base 213 to 740 and encodes 175 amino acids. Gene Ontology annotation, cellular component: cytoplasm. The transcript is spliced from 6 exons.